GUACCUUUUUAGUGUUGCUGUCGAGACACUGGAUCUAGCAACCUCUGUACAAAACGGUUUUAUUUAUCUUAGCUAACUAGGGUAUUGUUAGCUUGAGUACAUAUGUCAACCUUUUUAUUUACGUUGCAAUCGCUUUAAUAUAACGUAUAUUCUAGGCUUGGUCGCACUAUCUAACGUUAACAUCAAACUUUUUAGCUAGCUUGUUUCGAGGGCUUUUUGCUUUGCAAACUAGCCAUGGAUAACAUUAUUGAUCUAGCAUCAGAACAAGGUCUCCCUCUGUUCUCCUUGCGUCUCCUGGUUCCACCUCUACGCCUGAUGUGCGCUUUCAUGUGGCAAGUGACUCAACAGCGUAAUGUGAUGCAGUAUGGGAAGCUGGAGGAAUUUGUGACUUUGGUGACAGAGAUGGUUCCAGAGCUGCUGAACUCCAGGCAGAGGACCCAACUCAUCCUGGGACUGAGAGCAAGGAUGGUUUUAGAGUUGUGUUGCAGUGCGGGCAGCGCUGACCUCCUGACCAUCCAGGCCCACCUGGACAUAAUCCACACAUUGACAGAAACAUCUUUACACAAAGAGAGUCAUGGUGAUGAAUUGGACGCUUCAGAUUCUAACUUUGUGGAGCUAGUCCAAACCCUGCUGGGAGACCCUUCUGAGAGGGAGCAUUUCUUCCAGGAGGUGUUCCCAGUCCACUAUGGCCCUCGGUAUGACACAGCACUGCAGACACUGGUGUGGGAGUUCCUCUCCAGACUGGAGGAGCUGCUGCCUGUACCAGACCUCACGCAGAUAACAGCAUGGCUCGGUGCUGCCCCCUCUGUCCUGGAGGAAUGUGGGCAGACUGUCUUUGACCCUGAACAACUGAAGACAGUGUUGCAGCACCAUCAGCAUCAUGGAAACCUGAACAAUAGUCAUGUCUCUAAUUACACCACAGAUACCAUCCUGUCCACACUGUCCCUCCCUCCAAUAAUCAGAGUUGUUAUUAACUACGAACCAGACAACUCUGACAAUGUGAGGCCAUUCUCAGAUGAUGAUGAAGACCACAAUGAAAUCCUGGAUGAAGGCACUGAUAGAUGUUUGGAGGAUCUAGGACUGUCAACAUCAGAGCAACAGGAGGGUCUGUCACCUGCAGAGACCUCAGUGUUGGUUACUCCAGUACCCUGUGAUGAAUUGAACUUGGAUCAUUCUCUCAACGUAAUGGUGAAUGCUGACGAGCCAUCCCAGGUUCUUACCUGCACUCUGCCGCCAUUCUCUCACAGUGAAAUGGCCAACCUCUGCAAGGACAAUACCGACCAAGUAGAAAAGGACAGAAAGCAGGUUGACAAGAAAGAAGAAGUGGUCAGAAAAGGAGACAAAAAGAAUGUGAUCAAACCGGUUGACAAGAAAAAAGAGGGAUCCCCUGCACCCCAGAACAGGGCUCAUGUAUGUGAGUGUGGGAAGGUUUUCAAAAAACCAUCACUGUUGACGCUACAUAUGGGAGUUCACACGAUGCCACAUCAUUGUGACCAGUGUCCCAAACGAUAUGCUACUCCUGGGGCACUGAAAAAGCACCAGCUACUUCACACAGAAGAAAGACCAUUCGCAUGUGAACACUGUGACCGGAGGUACAGGAGUGCUUAUGAUCUCAAAGUGCAUGUACGCAUUCACUCUGGGGAGCGCCGUCACAUGUGUACUAUUUGUAAGAAGAGGUUUGCCCAUCCAAGUACACUAGUGAGACACACGCGAAUGCAUGCUGGGGAGAAGAAUUAUUUAUGUAGCAUAUGUGGUAAGGCAUUCCUUAGCUCAGGAGAAGUGCGGUUGCAUACACGAACGCACACAGGAGAAAACCCCCACACCUGUAAACAUUGUGGAAAGGGUUUCAAAGCAUCUUGCCAUCUUACGGUUCAUCUGCGAUCUCACACAGGCGAGCGUCCUUACACCUGCACCCAAUGCCCCAAAUCUUUCACUACCUCAGACUCUCUUAGAACGCACAUAUAUACACACACUGGGGAGAAACCUCACCGGUGCUCAGAGUGUGGGAAAACAUUUACUCAAAGGUGUAAUAUGGUAAAUCAUAUGAGAAGAAUUCACCGGUUAAGAUUCUCCAAAAGCAGUCCAACAGAAAGAAGCACAAAGUCUCGUAAAAAUGCUUUGAGUGCGAAAGAAACUAUGUAAUAGGUAAUUCCAAUCGAAAUAUUGAUUGGAAUUAUUGAGACAAGAAAUUCCAUGUUUAAUUCUGUUUUAAAUACAUGGUUUUACAGGUCCUCUUUUGUAUAUCAGAUUAUCAUAUCAAAACAUGUUUUUCAAUCAACUUCAAAUCAAGGUUCUUCACAUCUACACAUGAUAUUUACACUGCAAAUAAUGAUUUUAGAAGUGGGAUGAUGAUGAUGACAUUUACUGAAUUUAAACUGUUUGACCAACCAGAUUCCUUAAUAACACCUGUAAGAUAUACAUAUACAAAGUGUCCCGACUACCUCCAGAGGUCUUCAGGAAGAUUUCAUCACACUCUGUUCACUAUGCUUCAAUUGAAUUGGCUACGUGAGUUUAUUUCCAAAAUGCUAUAUCCACCAAUUUUUCACAUUGGUGUUUUUUCACCUGAAAUUAUUGCAUGUGGGUACUUUCAUGUGUGUGCCAAAUACUAAUGUUCUCAUUUUUUAAAUUAAUUGAUUUUAGGUGUAUAUUAAAACUAUUUUUAAGCAAAACUUUAUAUCCAUUGUUUAGUUGAAAUGGAAUGUUUGAAUGCGGUAUUUUACUGUGAUAUGUGGUGGUUGUCUCAUCUAGCCAUCUUAAUAGGGGCGCUUUAACCUCUACGGGAUUGGUGUCCCUCAACCAAGACAGUUGUUGCUCAAAAUGCGAUAAUGUGACUAGAAUUAUGUUGUAAACAACAGCCAACUUUCCUGGACAUAGACUUGUUUUAUAUGGGCAGUGUCCAAUUUACAGUAGCUAUUACAGCAAAAAAAAAAUACCAUGCAAUUGUUUGAGGAUAGUG
This is a messenger RNA of Oncorhynchus tshawytscha (Chinook salmon), 2956 nucleotides long. RefSeq names its product zinc finger protein 239-like. Gene Ontology annotation, biological process: telomere capping; regulation of telomere maintenance via telomere lengthening. Gene Ontology annotation, molecular function: telomeric repeat DNA binding. The transcript has 8 exons. Lineage: Eukaryota; Metazoa; Chordata; Actinopteri; Salmoniformes; Salmonidae. The record is from RefSeq and is a predicted model, not a curated record. The coding region runs from base 235 to 2142 and encodes 635 amino acids. Gene Ontology annotation, cellular component: shelterin complex.